Dunckerocampus dactyliophorus (ringed pipefish) is the source of this 6622-nucleotide messenger RNA. RefSeq names its product zinc finger MYM-type protein 1-like. The record is from RefSeq and is a predicted model, not a curated record. The transcript is spliced from 3 exons. Gene Ontology annotation, molecular function: protein dimerization activity. The coding region runs from base 514 to 3024 and encodes 836 amino acids. Lineage: Eukaryota; Metazoa; Chordata; Actinopteri; Syngnathiformes; Syngnathidae.
CACUACUUCAUUUUACUGGUUGGUCGACACACACUCUUUUUUUCUAACUCUCUGUCACAAAUGAGCCAGGUUAGUAACAUUGCCUUCAGUAGCGUGUUUUCCAAAUUUCUAUAACGUACCACAGCAUAAAUCAUUUUCUCUGUGUCUACAUGAACACGUCUCAGUGCACUUUGAAGCUUCUCAAGCUAGCUUAGUUUGCUAGCUGCUAACAAAGAGACGCGGAAGUGAAUCAACACAACGCUAAGCAGAACUCAAGUGUGAGUGUAAAGUGUCGUGAUUGUGCGAAAAUGAGUAAACUACAAAUGCAGAGGGCCGAACCGCGGCAGCUGGAGAAAUAUUUCUAGUGUUGAAAAGAACGAUAGCAUUGUACGAAGAGGAACUUUGUGGAACAAACGAGGAGAACGAGCGACACCGUCAACUACUGGACGCUGUUUUCAAGAAGCAUCAAGUUGAAACCAUCAGACGUCCGUGAAGAAUAUCAUCCCCCCUGAGCAGCAGGGGUGGAGCUCCAGGAUGGAGUGGGACGAGCCACAGCCCCCCCACAUUAAAAAGGAGGAGGAGUCUCCCUAUGUAAAAGAAGAAGAGGAAGAGCUACUGCCCCUCUAUGUUAAAGAGGAAGAGGAGGCGCUACAGCCCCCUCAUAUUAAAGAUGAAGAUCACAGCAUUGGUCAGGAGGGAGAGCAGCUUGAGGAGCUGGAGGAGUUCCCAGUGAUUCGUGUCAUUGUGAAGGGUCAAGAUGAAGAUGAAGCAGCUGCUGUAAACCACUGUGGAGGAUCACAAGCAUGCAACCUCAUUGCCCAAAUAACAUCCACAAUGGCUGACGGAGGAGAAAUCGACAUGGUGUCAGACAUCCUUAAACAUCCAUUUUCAAAGCGGACUUUUCCAGAGAAGCUAGACAUCGUACGUAGAGGGCGGCCAACCCCGAAGCUAGUUAGCUUGUCUCAGCAGGGGAAAGGGUUUGUUCGCCAUUUCCAGAGCAGUGCUUACGAGCGCUACAACUGGCUUACAGCCUCAAAGGGGCAUUGCAAGUUAUACUGCUGGGAAUGCUUGUUAUUUGCAAGUGAUCGAACGGGCGUUUGGAGUAAUAAAGGGUUUGCCAACUUGAGCUGCCUAAGCAAGGCAGCGGUGCGACACCAAGCCACGGCGGUUCACUUGAAGGCUGCUGUGCUUUUGAGAACAUUUGGGGAACCCAGAGUUGAUCUCCGGCUCAACGAACAAGUGUGCAGAGAAACGGAGCUCCACAAUGAAAAGGUGAACAAGAACAGGGAAAUAUUGAAAAGACUGAUAGACUGUGUGAUUUUUUUGGGUAAACAGGAACUUUCAUUCAGGGGACACACCGAAAGCGCUGGAUCCGCAAACAGAGGGAACUACAUGGAGCUUCUUUCUUUCCUGGCUGAAAACAAUGCAGAAUUGCAUUACCAUCUGUCCACUAAUAAAGUGUUUUGCGGGGCGUCAGGGAAAAUACAGAAUGAUCUGGUUAAUGCUAUCGGUGAGGUGAUGAGGGACGAGAUCAGAAAGGAGGUUCGUGAGGCCCCCUUUGUUGCUGUCAUGGUGGAUGAGGCGACCGAUGCAAGUAACUCGGCGGCGCAGCUCGCACUGGUCCUGCGUUAUGUGACAGCGGCGGGUGUCAAGGAGCGCUUUGUCACAUAUGAAGACGUUCCAAGCGGCAGAAGAGCUGACGACGUUGCCGCUCUUAUCGUCUGUUUCUUGGAGAAGUAUGAAUGUCUGCAUAAAGCUGUGGCACAGUCUUUUGAUGGCACCACAGCAGUGUCAUCCGGACUAAAUGGAGUGCAGGCCAAAAUUAAAGAAAAGGCGCCUUUGGCCUUGUUCAUACACUGCUAUGCACAUCGACUGAAUUUAGUACUGACCCAAGGAGUCUCAAAGCUUAAAGAAUGCAAGAUCUUUUUUGCCCACCUCAGUGAGCUUGCUGCAUUUUUCUCCAGAUCUCCAAAGCGCGCGCAACUACUGGACGAUAUUUGCCAGCUGUGUCUUCCUCGCACGGCACCCACUCGUUGGCAGCACACCUCGAGAUUGGUUAGUACAGUUUUUGAGAGGAGAGAUGCUCUCAAGGAGGUGUUCAACCACAUACUGGAGCAUCACGACGAAUACGACGAGGACUCGGUUCGUAGCGCUGAUGGAUUUCAUGCACGUCUGGAUAACUUUGACUUUUGUUUUUUGCUGCACGCGUUCAAUGGGAUCUUUGAGCAUUGUGAUGUGCUUUUUGGAAUACUCAAGAACAAGCCAUUGGAUGUGCAGUUGUGCCUGGCAAGGGUGAAGGAGUUUUGUGACACCAUUGAGCUAGAGAGGGAGCGCUUUAGUGCGAUCUACGUCUCCACUGUGCACAUCUUAGGCCCUCCGAGCACACAGAAUGGCCCAGAGCAAGGAGACAUUCAGGUGCAGUACCAGCAACUCCACAAGAAUGUUCUGGACAACAUUCUUUGCCAGCUACAGAAUAGAUUUCAUGAUCACAAGCAAUUAAUGUUUCUCUCCCUCCUCGACCACCAGCAGUUUCAGACUUAUAGGUCAAAAUUCCCACAUACAGCCUUCUCCAGCUUGACAAAGAGCCACGGAACGCUAUUUGAUCUUCCCCGUUUAAAAACAGAACUGACUGUGAUGUAUGCUAUGCUCGACUUCAAAGGGAAAUGUCCCACAGAGGUCCUCGAUUUCCUACACCAAAAAAAUCUAAGUGAGAGCAUGCCACAGCUGUACAGAUUGGCGUGUCUGACCGUCACGAUGCCAAUGUCAACAGCGACUCUACAGCCGACGUGCUCUGCCCUCAAGAGAGUCAAAACAUAUGCCCGGAAUACGUUGGGACAGAGUCGACUCGCGGCGUUGGCCUCCAUGUCGAUAGAAAAGGACUUUCUGAUGGACCUGAAACGCAGAGAGCACCUCUAUGACAGAGUCAUCGAAGUCUUCCUGCGGAAAGAAAGGAGGAUGGAUUUUGUCUAUAAAUCAGCAUCUCUGUCAUCAGUGAAGAAGAUCCUCCCUCUGACCAGCAGUAGUGGACAAAUGACACAAAUGUAGAGAAGGAGCCACUGAGCCAGUUCCCAGUGAUUGGUGUGCCUGUGAAGGCUGAAGUUGAAGACAAAGGUAAAAGUGGGGAGAAGAGAGAAGUGGACCCUCCAAGCAGCUUCUCCACUCACCACAUGACGAGAGAAGCUGAUGGAGACCACCGUGGAGGAUCACAAGCAGACAACCUCUUAGCUCCACGUAACGUGUGACAUUGUGUGUAUGACAUUCACAUACUGUGGCCGAGGGAAUACUCAUAUUAAAUAAAAUCUCAAAAAAUGUUCAACUACAAAGUCCUGCUGACAACACCACCUAGGAAAGGGACUAGGGCCCAAUUUGAAGUUUGAUAGCCAGGGGUGAGCGGUAAUAAAAACAGAUUAAAAAUCGUACAGUGGAUUUAUUACAAUAAGCGAUUAAACCACCAUAAAACAUGCUGGGGGAAAAAAAUAAUUACAAAUGAUUAAAAUAGCCUAAAAACAUCCAAUUAAAAAUGAGCAGGAAUUAAAAAUCAGUGAGCGCUUAUCCAGAUGAGGGGUGGGGCACCACACGGUCGGACCAGGAAUUCCAGUCCUCCUUCCGCCGUUACCUCAGUCAUGUUUUCUUCAAAUUCUGUACUCAUUUCGAUUAUGUAAAACGAUACUAUUCAACACAUCGAUUCUUCGUGCAGGAUCAGUUCGGCUAGCGUAGCCUGCUAGUUGCUAACAUAGAGACGCAGAAGUUAGCUGCGCAUGCGUUCAUCGCCAUUUUGGAUAACGUGUCUUGGGGUUUUAAAAAGUUAGCAAGACGAUAUACUUUCCGCGUUGAUUUACUUGUCGCAUACUUUUUGUCGGGAAUAUUAAUUACUGUUCAGACAAACUCGUCUCAGUAAACUUUUAAGCUUCUCGGGUUAGCUAACCUUUCCUUUUCCUUUUUAAAAUUCCUGACACAUCACCCCGCUAUUUGAGAAACACUGCUUCAAGUCUUUCUGCCUUUCCAUCUGCUCCCGCGGACACACAGUAUAUCCGUCUGUGUCUCGUCGAAAGUAAUCAAGGAAAGAAAAAAAGGUUUGCUGGCUAUACAGUGCUAAUUUUUUGCCCUUCUUCGACCGACCGAAGUGCCGCCGCAUUAUGACGUCACGACUGCCAUCUUGCGGCGGUAUUUAAGACUGUUUUCGAUGAGCGCUGAGGAAGAUAGAAGAGCAGCAAAAGAUUUUGCAAUCCAAAUGGUUUUUAUUUGAAAAAAUGUGUGCAGUUCGAUUUCAGUUUAAUGACAUACUAAAUGGACACACCAUAAACGCAUUUUCGUGAUCAGUGAUGUACGCUUUUCUUAUCCAAAAAUACUAAAUCUGAAUUCACAGGGGACUCCGGUAUCAUACACACAGCAGCUCAUCACUUUCUAGGCGACGUCUCACGUGUACCUUUACACUGCGAUGGUCUUUUAUGCACAAACUGGACAGGAAAACAUUAAUUUACCAUUGUGUGUUCACGUGUACGGCCAGUGUUUUUAGUAGAACAGCUUUUACCACAAACUACGCAAACAAAGGCGUUUUCUUCUGUGUGUGUCAUAUUUGACUCUGAAGAAAAUCUUUUACCACAUACUGAGCAACUAAAAGCGUUGACUCCUGUGUGUGUGCAUGUGGACCAUCAAACUGCUGUUCUGAGUGAAUGUUUGAGCACAAAGUCAUCAAGAAUAUGGCUUUUCGCCAGUGUGUGUUCUCAUGUGUGUCAGCAUAUUUGACUUCAUUGAAAAUGUUCGACCACAAAUUGAGCAACUAAAAGGUUUUUCUCCUGUGUGCCCGCGCAUGUGGACGGUCAAACUGUUGUGCUGAGUGAAUGUUUUGGCACAAAGUGAACAGGAAUAUGGUUUUUCUCCUGUGUGUAUCCUCAUGUGUGUCACCAUGUUUGACUUCAUUGAGAAUCUUUUACCACAAACUGAACAAAUAAAAGGUUUUUCUCCUGUGUGGGUGAUUUUGUGUUGAAUCAAAUUACACUUUCGAGAAAAUCUUUUACCACAGACUGAGCAACUAAAAUGUUUCUCUUCUGUGUGCGCCUGCAUGUGUUGAGUCAAGCCACACUUUUUAGAGAAGCUCUUCGCACAAUAUGAGCAGGGAAAACAUUCUUUACCUGUCUUCUUUUUAGAGUAUUCAGUGUGUUUGUCGCCAGUGCGAGUCCUCAUAUCACCUUCAAAGUCUGUAUCGCUGCUCAAAGCUUCUUGGGUGUCGUCACUGUCUUCAUCCUCAGAAGAGUGUGACGUUGUGUCGUCACUAUCUGAUAGUGGAGCUAAGAGGUUUUCUGCUUGUGAUCCUCCACAGUGGUUUCCAACAGCUUCUGUUGUCAUGUGUUGACUUGAGCCGCUCCUCACAGGCUCCGCACCUCUCUUCUCCUCACUUGGACUGUGAUGAAGCUGUGAGGACUCAGGUGGUUUGUCCUCAGUCUUCACACAGACACCAGUCAGUGGCAAGCUGGUGAGAUCAUCCUUCUCCUGCCGGAGACAAUGCUCGCCCUCCUGAGGGGUCCAGAGUUCCUCCUUUUCCUCUUUAAUAUGGGGAAUCGGGAUCCUGCUGCUUCAAAGUGGAGCUCCCUCUCUGCGGUUGAGGGGAACGUGCUUCUUGUUGACCAAUCAACUGCUGGACGUCUGCAGGAGACAAGAGACAUACACACUUUAGCUUAGACAUGUUAAACAUUAUGACAUGACUGGACAGACAGGAGUUCUUUCUACAAACAUUAAUUCACUCUCAGGGGUCAAUGACCACAAAUAUGUGGUUUACACCGGGCACAGCAUGUUGUUGUCUGGGACUCUAUGCCCCUGGUCGGGCCUCUCAAGGCAAACAGGUCCUAGCUGAUUAGGAAGACCCUAUGGAAAGCAACAGAAAAAGACUACCCCGGACAUGGGACACCAUGGCCUCAUUCUGGUUCCGGGGCAGGGGCUUGCAGGCAAGCACCUGGUAGUCAAGCCUUCACCAGUGGGGUCCGGCCAAGCCCAGCCCGGAAUCACAUGGGAGAAUCAAAACCACACGGUAUCCCCGCGUAGACCCACCACCACCUGUGAGGGGCAAACGUAAGCAUCCGGUGCACUGUGAGUCAAGAGCAGGACCCUUGAUGACCUGGUUUUGGUCAGCCAAAUCUGGUUCUUGAGACAAGGAAGAAUGUUCAGACACUUGUUAAACAGAUAGGUUAUUAUCUUAUCCCUCCACUUUAAACAUACUGUAUUGAGCUAUUUCAUCUUCUCUAGUUUUAAUUAGUCUCCUUGUAGGUGUAAACCUGCUUAGUCAUCUUCUCUUGUGAAUUUAAUGUUGAAAAUGUUGCACCAUUUUAGUCCUUCGUGGAGACUGGUGCAUUAUUUGUCUGUUUUUCACUUUUUCAUCCUGUUCACUUAUCUUGUCAGUUAUAUCCUCGUCUGUCUUUACCUCCCGUUCCUUCUUCUUGCAGCCUGCCAUUCGUAGUCAUCUUGCACUUCCAUAGUCCAACUAUCUUACUUUCACUUCUUGGCAAUGCUCCUUCACCCAAUAAAGUUCCAAUGUGCUUUCAUGUUAAUGAUCAAACAUUAAAGCCAGCAAACAUGUGAAAGUAAAGAAUGACACAAACCUGCUCUGUGUAUCACAACUUGAGGCUUCUUGAAAACCGCGUCCAGUAGU